Molecule: messenger RNA, 780 nt
Organism: Aspergillus novofumigatus IBT 16806
Lineage: Eukaryota; Fungi; Ascomycota; Eurotiomycetes; Eurotiales; Aspergillaceae
Product: putative isochorismatase family hydrolase
Exons: 4
Coding region: 1-621 (206 amino acids)
Source: RefSeq, a predicted model, not a curated record
AUGGCAGCCAUCUCACGAGCCUGCCGGAUCCGCAAUCCAGCCUUAUUCAUCUGCGACCUCCAAGAGAAAUUCCGCGCCAUCUACGAGUUCCCAAAACUGAUAACAACAACCACCAAACUCCUCAAAGCCUCUUCUGCACUCAACAUCCCCGUCUACGUGACAACGCAGAACCGCCCGCGACUAGGCGACAUCGUCUCCGAACUCCAGCCCUACCUCUCCUCGCCGCUUGUGCGCGCCAACAUCGACAAGACGCUUUUCUCGAUGAUCACGCCGGAACUCGAUGCGCUGCUGCCGAACGCGAAGGGCGGGGAGACGCCGCUGGAUGUUAUCAUUGUGGGGAUAGAGACGCAUAUCUGCAUUACGCAGACGACGCUGGAUUUGCUGGAGCGCGGGCACCGGGUGUAUGUGAUUGUGGAUGGGGUGAGUAGUAUGAAUAAGGAGGAGAGGGGCGUGGCGCUUGCGCGGCUGCGGGAUGCCGGGGCGAUUGUGACGAGUAGUGAGGGGAUCUUAUUUGAGAUUUUGGGGGAUGCGGGCAGGACGGAGUUCAAGGCUGUUAGUGGGUUGGUCAGGGAGAUGAAGGAGGAGACGAGGGAGGCCAUGGAGGUGUUUUCGAAGAUUUGAUCUCUCCUUUUCCUUUGCUACCGUGUCUGGAUAUUUGCAUGAACGGACAUGGUCAGGAGGCGACGCUGCAUGUGCCUAAAGAUAUAUAAUUGAUUGCUAGUGGUUGACUCAUUUUGUCUACAUACGGACCUUCAAUCCAUGUUCCAAAACGCCAUUUUC